AAUGAAAAAUGAAGAUGGAGAAAACGAGAUGGUGGUGGUGAUGGUAGUGGGGCAUUCAUUCUUCCAAACCCCGAGAGAAAACAACCUCUGUCCUCUUCUCCUUUCCUCCGCCGACGGUGUCGCCCCUCCUCCUACACGGAAGUAACCGAACUGAACUACUUUCCAUCGAAGGAGAUGCGUCGCUGACUGGGGCAAGCUCAGAUCUGGCCGUCCUUCGGGGUCCUCGAUUAGCAUUCCGUCCUGCUCCGCUUGAAGAAGAAGAAGAAGAAGAAGAAGCUUUUGAUUACUUUCAAAUCGAUUGGCAGCUUUUCAAUUACGUCAAACCUAUUGAUAGCAGCAGCUUAAUGACUUAAUAAAGUGGCAGGCGGCUCAUAGUCAUGAAGAGAUUAGCUUGCUGUCGCCGCCGUACCAAAGACUUGAGCCUUGAUUUCGAGGAGAAGGAAAACAGAGUGAUGACAUAUAAUGGCCUUGAGAGCUGCAUCCUCAACAGCUGCACCUACGACGAUGAGAGUGCUGGCGAUGGAACGAGUGGAACUAAUGGAUCUGUAGUCAUUGACUCCCCUGAUGAGGAUGCUUCAAGUUGCUUCUCCAGCAAGGAUGCCCUCGGCUCUUCCUUCUCUUCACAGUGCUUGCCCUCGAGCAAGCAGGAGCACUUGCUAGAUGAGUUGGAUAAUCUUAACACCCUGCAUCAUUUCUGCACUAAAGGAAAGGCACCUGCCGCAUACUCAAUGGAAGUCUCAGAUGUUGAGGUAAUGAAGGAAAAGUUUGCAAAGCUGUUGCUUGGUGAGGAUGUUUCAGGGGGGGCCAAAGGGAUCAGUACUGCUCUUGGGUUAUCUCAUGCCAUUACCAAUCUUGCAGCAUCAAUAUUUGGGGAACUUUGGAAAUUGGAACCCUUAUCUGAAGGAAAAAAGAGCAGAUGGCGCAGAGAAAUGGACUGGUUGCUUUCCCCUACCAACUACAUGGUUGAGCUGGUUCCUGCAAAGCAGAAUGGCACUGAUGGUGGGAUGCUAGAGAUAAUGACCCCAAAAGCUCGUGCAGAUGUUCAUGUGACACUUCCUGCCCUUCGAAAACUAGACUCGAUGCUCAUUGAAGUGUUAGAUUCAAUGGUGGACAUGGAGUUUUGGUACGCGGAAGUAGGUGGCAGAGAUGAUGGAUCCAGCCUGCACAAUGGUACAAAGAGCAAGAAAUGGUGGCUUCCUGCUCCUCGGGUUCCAGAGUCUGGACUCUCCCCUUCCCAAAGAAGAAAGCUUGGUUUCCAGGCUAAAUUUGUCCAUCAAAUCCUGAAAGCUGCCAAAUCCAUAAAUGAACAGGUCUUGGUCCAAAUGCCUAUUCCCUCUGCCAUCAAGGAUGCUCUUCCAAAGUCAGGAAAGGCUAGCUUGGGUGUAGAUAUCUACCAUGCUAUUGCUGCAGAAUCAAUUCCAGUUGAGGAAGUCUUGCUUUCUCUAAACAUGGAAACUGAACACAGUGUUCUUGAUAUGGUAAACCAGUUGGAAGGUGCAGUUUUUGCCUGGAAGCAGAGGAUUACUGAAGAAACAAUGAAAAAGUCACCGAUAAGAUACCCAUGGUCUUUUGUCAAAGAAAAUGGAUCAGAGCUUGAGAAGAGGGUAGUCAAUUUGGAGAGGGCCGAAGCACUUCUGCAUCUUUUAAGAAUCAGAUUCCCUAACCUCCCCCAAUCCUUUAUUGAUGUCACCAAGGUCCACCACAACAAGGAUGUUGGACAUGCCAUUACCGAAGCCUAUUCAAGGGUUCUUGGAGGUUUGGCAUUCAGUAUCUUGUCAAGGAUAGGAGAUAUCUUUCAAGAGGAUGACUUGAAGAAUCCCACCACUCCAAUUGCCAACCUCAAAUUUGAUUUCUCAUCUAAUGUAUAUCUGGCUGGAAUCGCAGAAACACCCCCUGGUCAUAUAAAGCGGUCUCUAAUUGACCAGAUGAACACUGUGGAUGGGCGUUUUAGCAGCUUCUACAUUGGUAAGGCCUCAGAGGAGCACUUUCUCGAUGGCAAGGCCAAAAGAAUCACAGUGGUCCCAACCAGCCCAUUGAGAAGCCGAACUUGGUGCUACGGAAGGGAAGUCUGUGCAACUCCUUGAUAUAGCAAGAGAUGAGCGGUGAGCAGGUAUCAUCUCAUUAUAAGUUCCAAGUGAACACAUGAUAGGAAUAGAUAGAUAGGCCCAACUGGCAGUCACUCCAAAAAUAUGCACACUGCGUCCUAUUCCAGUCAAAUCAAUAUUCGAGAUAAGCCAUGUGUUUACACAAAUGCGUUGUAACGAUGAUGCGUCUGCCCGGCCUUUCUACCUACUUUAUAUUUACGUGUUACUUGUUUCUCUGCACUAUAAUAUGUGAUCAUGUAA
Molecule: messenger RNA, 2345 nt
Organism: Musa acuminata subsp. malaccensis (wild Malaysian banana)
Lineage: Eukaryota; Viridiplantae; Streptophyta; Magnoliopsida; Zingiberales; Musaceae
Product: rop guanine nucleotide exchange factor 14
Molecular function (GO): guanyl-nucleotide exchange factor activity
Source: RefSeq, a predicted model, not a curated record